Eurytemora carolleeae is the source of this 744-nucleotide messenger RNA. RefSeq lists its product as uncharacterized. Bases 13 to 594 code for a protein of 193 amino acids. The record is from RefSeq and is a predicted model, not a curated record. Lineage: Eukaryota; Metazoa; Arthropoda; Copepoda; Calanoida; Temoridae. The transcript has 7 exons.
AUCAUUAAGAAAAUGUGGAAAUAUCUUGUCCCUGUACUCAUGACAGGAUUACUGAGUCCAAGUGAGGGAUGCCUAAGCUUGCUACCACCAAUGCAAGGGUUUGCCAGGAGAUUAGGAAAAGCAGCGACGGAUAUGAUUGUCGAAGUACCAAUGAUAAAUGUUCCCGGACAAAGGUUCACAGCAACUCAUGGUAUCCAAGCUAAGAAAGGAGAACAUAAACUCUUCCUGUUUACGGUGGAGGACUCUAACGCUAACUAUGCUGCUCUAUCAGGAAACGUAGCAGUAGCUGGUGUACUACAGGGUGCCCCACAAAAAUAUGAGAUGUAUCUUAAAUAUGGAUCCCCACCUACAGUAGCUAAAUACGAUUAUAGAGCACAGGUGACUGCUGCAGACAGUUAUAAUGGAGAGAAGCUAUACAGUAGAGAUAUAAGAAUAGAAAGACCUAUUCCAGGGCAAUAUUACCUGCUUAUCAGAGCAUUAGAAGAUUUCCAGGAGCUCCUAGUAACAGCUAUAGUAGACACUCCUCCAGAUAUAGAGGAGGAGAGAGCAGCUAAACCUGGAUUCACCAUUCAGAGAAUGGGAAAAUAUCAGUGAUUAUCUUGCUCCGGGUACUCUCUAGAACCCUUACUCUGGGUAAUCUCUAGAACUCAUACUCCGAGUAAUCUCUAGACCCUUAACUCCGGGUACUCUCUAGAACCCUUGCUCCGGGUACUCUAUAAAACCCUAACUCCGGGUACUCUUUAA